GAGAAGGAAGAUGGCGGACAGUUGUAUGAUGGCGCUGUGACUGAAUCGUAUGGGCCAUUACCGUCACACGCAGUUGACAUGGCUCCUUCGCACAAUGUUGUGCUGUUGGUGGACACUGCGGAGUCUUCUGAUAAGAGCCGGCUCAGGCGGGUGUCCCUCAGGCUACUCAAUUUCCUAGCUUGUCGUGCGGGCCUGGGCCAGGUCAGGUGGAGUUACCGCUUUUUAAACUCUUCGGGUGGUCGCUGUCGGCCUCCACGUCGCUCCGACUUGCGAGAACUUGGUCCCCGAGGUUGGGAAGAGUUUGAAGAUGAGCUGGAGGCAUGUUGGGAGCGGGCACGGAAUUGCCGGCCCUCCAGUACCCAGAGCUCUAGGGCGCAGCUGCUCCAGACUGCCCUGAUGGAGACAUUAGCAGAUUUCCAGUGGGACAGGCCCGACAUUACUUCUCCUACUAAACCCACUCUACUGAGAAGUCGCAGGGGGCGAAUUGUCGCGGCGGACGAACCCCUGAAAGCUGAUUCUCCUGAUAAUCUUAUUAAUCCCCACAGCAGAAACAGCAUAUUCCUUCUGUCGUCCUGUCCUCACUCCGGCACCGAGCUUGGACAAUUUGCAGCGACAAGUGGCGACUUUAGCACUCAGAAAGUAAUGGACAAACUCCUUCCCAAGAGCCUGCAGAAGAUUGUCAGCAGCAAGAGAGUCCGUGUGUACUGGCUGGACACCUCGGAUUGGACACAGUUUGGGAGUUCCUCUGAUCAUUCUGGUUAUUGGACAAUAGUGGAGUUGAUGCAUCUAGUGGAAGGAAGAAUUUUGCCAUCAGAAUCUAUACUAGGCUUUUCCUGUCAAAAAGCAAAGACACUUCCUUCAUUCUCUGUACCACCAAUCAAUAUCCCUUUCGAGUCUGUUUUGAAUUACUUGAUCUUCAGUGAACCAGAUUACCAGCUAUGGUUUCCUCGGCGAGAUGGCAUAUUAUUCCUCACUGGAAAGGAUGGGACAAAACAGUUGGACUGCGCUGUUUCUUUAGAGCCUGUUUCAAUGAUUCAAAAACUGUCAACCAGUUUAAUGACCAUUGAAUUAAAAGGAACGAUGCAAAACUGCAACCUGCCCCUAGCAGGUUUAAGAGUGGAGACCUGGCUGCUUCAUAAUUCAGAUUGUGUUCAGCUUCAGAAAUUGACAAAGGAGCUAAUGUUCAAAGAGCUACAUAUGAUUGCAACUGUAACCUUGGAGGAUGAUGUGUUACCCAGGACUGGCAUACUGUCUCCGCUUUCAGAAACUGCUGCAGUGCUUAAUGUGAUAUGUAGUGAAAGAACUCUGGGACUAGAUAAUCUGCAUGUACAAGGCUCAGUUCAUGAAACUGAUAAGGAAACUUUCUCUGACCUGCCAGAUAUUGUAAUGAGUGUACUAAAUCAUGUAUACAGCUCUGAAGAUAACACAUUGGCACCUGAUUUUCCAGUUCCAGAGUGGAUUAAACAAGAACUGUCCCAAAGCAGUAGGUGGACGUCCUCUGUCACUGCAAGAUGGUACCCUUUGUCUGGAGUCUCGGGUGCUAGCUGCAACCUAAUGGAAUCCUUCAGGUUAAUAAAUGCUGCAUCUUCUAACUGUGAUGAACAUCUAAAGUUUGAUCAAGAGUUGACAAAUCAUUUAUCUGAGUUUUAUCAGAAAAAGUCUGUUGAUGAUGCAGGACUUGGAGUACAUAGAGAAAACCAAAAGAAAAGUGGUCUUCCUCGUACUCCAGUGAGACAAAAGAUGAAAACCUUGCCUCGGGCCCUACAGAUGCUAAAUGCUGCCAGGUUAAAUGUAAAGGCUCAGAAGGCAGAUAGUAAUUUGCCAGUACCUAAUGAGAAGAAUUCACAGAUGAAGAGAUGCUCAUCAGGAAAGCAGGACAACAAACCAAAGCAGUUGAAGCCUACUGAGUUUCAGUCGGAAGAUGAUUUGAUUUCCUACAUAAAAGAAAACUAUGAAAAAGCUGUAUCUUUAGUAGACCAUUCAACGAUGACAUGGGCCAGGGAUACAUUAACAACAAUAAAAUCCUACUUGAAAUCAAUUGGCAGUGAACAGAUUGAGACGGAAGCUAUAGAUAAAGUCAAACUUCUCUUCAAGACCAGCAAAGUUAUCAGGCAAAAUUAUAGAAAUAACCAGGACAAAGAAGUUAAACUGAAAGAAUGCCAGUUGCAAGUAUUUUUGAGAUUAGAGAUGUUUGUGCAGUGUCCAGUAAUACAAAUGGACUCUGAUGAACUGGAGCUGAUUGUCGAAGAGAUUACAGAUAUACUACGCAUUGUAUCUUUAACCGAAGAUCCAUUGUUUCUAACAAAGUUUCUGGAAGUCGAUGUCCUUACACAAUACAUUGCAUCUGUACCAAAAAUCCUGGCAGACAUCUACUUCAGUCUUGGGACUCAGAUUCCUGAAGUACUUGCUCUGGUUCUUCCUUCUGAUGGCGAUGACUCCAUAAUGCACGAAGAGAAAUCUGUAAAGUCUCAGCCAUCUACCUCUAGAGUCCCAAGUGUGGCUCCAAUCGGUGCAGAGACAGAUCAGCUUGAAGAUCUACGUACCAGAUCUGCUAAGAAAAGAAGGUCAACUGCUUUGGCAAGGCACAGGAGUGUAGCAGAAAGCUCUCAAAGUUUCCGGCAGAUUGAAGUGCCUAAGAGGCAACCAAAUAAAGAAAAUGUGCAAUCUAAUGCUGUCGUAGUGCUUGAGAAACUAAAGUUACCUCUUCCAGCUCAACCACAGAAAGAUGCUGAAGCAAAAGUAAGAAGAAACUUGUUUAUCCAAGAGACGCGUUCACCAUCAAAAAGAUGCAGUAAAAUGCCAAGAAGCCAGUCUGUUUCUGCAGUAGAAAGUCUGAAGCGGAAACGCAGCAAAUCUCAUGAUGGCAGCAAAGAUCACCACAAGUUAUUGACAAAAAAAGUAUCUGAGACCCCUGUUCACAAACAGACUGCAAACAGGCUUCUUCUAAGGCAGAUCAAAGGACGGCCUUCUGAGUCAAACUCCAACAUCAGCAUUGUUGAAGAAUCUCCAGAAAAAGAAAUCCGAGAUAUUGAUUUACGAAGAAGCCCACGCAUUAAGCAGCUAUCUUUAACAAGGAGGAACUCCUCAUCUUUUUAUGCAUCACAGCCAAAAUCGCGUAAUCUGGAACGGGUGAAUUCUGCAACCCAGUUGCAAAAGUCUAGAGAGCGACCAGGUAGCUGCUCAAUUUCUGAGGUAAAAACGCCUAAAAGGCUCCUUUUUGGGGAAGUCUUGGGAAUGAUUAGUCCUCCUACAACCAAAAGAUCUAGAAGAAUUCUGGACAUGGUUAACCCUGUUUAUAAGACUCCAGGAAAAACUCCUAGGAAAACUCCAAGCAAAAAUAUUCCUAAUUUCGAAGACCAGUCAGGAAAUAUGCUCCUUAAAUCCCCUUGCACACCAUACACACCACAUACUCCAUCCAGAACUCCCAAAAGGUUAAAAACCCCAUCCAAAGGUUCAACAGAAAGGAAAAAAGCUGCUAAAAACUUAGGGAAAUUAUUCUCUCCAUCUAAACCAGAGGAGAAAUCUCCUUUGAAGCUUUGGGGAAGGAGAAGCGAGAGACUAGCACAAAUGACUCCUGGAAAAGAUGGGUCACCAUAUAAGCAAUCUGUUUGUCAGACUUUAAUGGAAGUAAAGACACCUCAAAAGUUACAAAGACUGGAAAGUAAGGAUUUCAGAACACCUUCAAGGACUCCUACGAGAAGUAAUAACACUACUCCUGCAAAGCAAAGUCUGCAGAUCUCAAACACGCCGAGGAAAUCCGAUCUCAAACACCCCCAGGAGCAUGAGUCUCGAGGACCAUCAGGAUAUAUCCUUUGGACACCACAGAAGCGUAUUUUGGCUUCUGUUCCCCAUACACCAAUUCUUCAGACACCACAGAAACCUAUUUCGGCUUCUGUUCCGAGAACGCCUGUGUGUCGGACCCCACAGAAAGCAAUUUUGUCUUCUGUUCCAAGUACACCUGUCUGUCAGACACCAAACAAAGCAAUUUUGACUUCUGUUUCGAGGACACCCGUGUAUCAGACCCCGCAGAAAGCUAUUUUGGCAUCUGUUAUGAGUACACCCGUGUAUCAGACACCACAGAAACCUGUUUUGGCUUCUGUUCCAACUACACCUAUCCUUAAAACACCACAGAGAUCUGCUUUGGCUUCUGUUUCUCAUACACCAUCGCCAAAAAAAUACAUUAUGAAGGAACUAACUGUUGCUAUAACUCGAAUGCGAGAAUGCACUCCUGAAAAAGUACUUGGUUCAAAUUUAUCGUCAUCAGCUACUCCCUCGUCUGCACUCAAGUCCUUUUGUUCAGAAAAAACAUCAUCUGUUUGUCAGACACCUAAGAAAUCAUCUAUUGCAUUGCUCAAACCUUGUGAUUCGCUAGAGUUUUCUGGUGCACCUGAACGUCUGAUGGAUUCACUUUGCAGUAAUAAGGACAGUACAAAAGCAGAGACUGCUUGCACUGUGCCUUCCCAGAUUUCUACGCAAAUGCAGAAUGUAAUAAAUGCUGGUGAGUGUACUGAUUCUCUCUCCCAGACAUCUGUUUCAUCGCCAAGUAUUCCUUUUACAGAUAAAAGCUUGUCUCCAGAUCUAAAAGAUGCUUUAUCCGAUGUUACAUCAUCAAAAGCUGAAGGGGUUACAAUAGUAAGUGAAAAACUUGACUCGUCUUCUAUGAACAGCCAGGAAGCUACAGACUCUUUUAUUAAUAGCUCUCAAACAGAGGAAAGUAUUGAUAUUUCAGAAGCUCGAGUUGUGUCAACAGAAGCAUCUGAGCUGAAGAUGAAAGUCCUCAUUACACGAAAACCUUCUGGCUCAGGAGUAAGUUAUCUGCCAACCACUCCAAAGUGUCUGGGAAAUGUGUGUUCCACAUCAACAUAUGGUUUACGGUGCACUCCCGACAGAAGACAGAGAGAAGCUGCUGCACGACUCGGAACUCCCGAGAUUCCUGCAAAGUUCUCUACGCCAAAGAGUCACUGCAAAAUGAUUCCUCAGUCAAUAUAUGAGGUUGAGCUUGAAAUGCAGGAGUCUGGUUUACCGAAACUCCGCUUCAAGCGAACAGAUUCAAAUUCCACAAUUGAUAUGGAUGUUAACAAAACGCCAAAGAUCUCCAGGAAAAGAAAAGGAGAUGAAAGCCCCUUCAAUGAGAAGUGGUGUAGUAAACAUGCAGUAAGGACUGAACCUGCUUGUGUUUCCCCUUCCUGUGUGCGAACUUCUCAUUAUACUCCGGGGAAAAGUGGAAUCCAAACUUUUAUUUGUCAGUCUUACACACCUAACAGGUGUCUUUCCGCUGCUGCUUCUCCGUCUCAGUCAGAUGCAGGGGUUCCUUGGACACCAUCUCCAAAGGAAAAACUUAGCACAGAUGUCAUUAAUAGCUGGCCUAGGAAGAAAAAAGCAUCAGCUCUGUGCACAAAUCUUUUAAAAUGUGAUAAGAUUCCAGAAUAUGCAGAAGAAGAUGGAGGCGAUUUUGAGCUUGAAGGAGUCUCUAAACUUUUGGAGAAGUCUCCAGUUAUUGAACAGCAAAGUAAAGUUGAUGGAGGGACUUUUGGACUUAGGUCUCGAAAACGAGUUUUCAGUCUUGUGUCCCCUACCAAAGAAACGGAAAAUCCUGUCAAAAGAGUGUGCACAUUUAAUAGACACGAGGAUAGCAACACGGCCACACACCGACACCAAACCAAGGAAGAAAUGGAAAUCUUCUCUUCAGACCAAAGUCGGUCCUCUUAUUUAAGCUCUUCACAGCAAAGCAUUUGUGAUGAUGUUUUUAAUAUGUCAGAUUUUACCCCACCCAGCAAGGUACCGAAAAAUCCUUUAUCCGCCUGUGGUCUGCUGACCCUUACUCAGUCUCCUUUGUUAUAUAAAGGAAAAACACCGUCGUCCAAGCGAAAAGAGAAAAUUCAAGAUGUGUUUUCUGAUGGUGACAGUGACCAUGGAACACCAACACUGAAAAGACCGACAAAUCCAGCAGCUGUUUCCGAUGAUUCUCCCUUCCGCAAAGUCAAUCCUCUGCGUUCUAUCAGCAAAACUUAUAGCCGCAAAAAACUCAUUACAUAA
Messenger RNA from Xenopus laevis (African clawed frog), 6036 nucleotides. It is a transcript of the gene ticrr.L, whose product is annotated as TOPBP1-interacting checkpoint and replication regulator L homeolog. Gene Ontology annotation, molecular function: chromatin binding. Lineage: Eukaryota; Metazoa; Chordata; Amphibia; Anura; Pipidae. The record is from RefSeq and is marked provisional. Gene Ontology annotation, cellular component: nucleus. Gene Ontology annotation, biological process: response to ionizing radiation; DNA replication; mitotic G2 DNA damage checkpoint signaling.